Messenger RNA from Brugia malayi, 1452 nucleotides. RefSeq names its product Core-2/I-Branching enzyme family protein. The record is from RefSeq and is a predicted model, not a curated record. NCBI's taxonomy places the organism in Eukaryota, Metazoa, Nematoda, Chromadorea, Rhabditida, Onchocercidae. Gene Ontology annotation, molecular function: glycosyltransferase activity. Bases 1 to 1452 code for a protein of 483 amino acids. Gene Ontology annotation, cellular component: membrane. The transcript is spliced from 8 exons.
AUGAAACCUGAAAUGUUCUCGAUAACUAACUUAUCAAUCAUUUCUCUACUUAUUACAUUUCAACUUCUGCCCAUCUUCCAUCAUAUUUAUGUCUUAGGAGAUGGUGAAGUAACUACGGUAACAGCACAUGAUGGACUAACUACAGAAACUCAACCGGAUGGGUUAACAGCAGGAACUCAACUGGAUGGACUAACGACAGGAACUCAACCGGAUGGACUAACGGCAGUAACUGAACAGGGUGCAGGAACUGAUGAAUCUAUGCGUUUACUGCCUCUCAUUCAUGAACAUUCACCAUCGGAAAAAGAUUGUGAUGCAGCAAUAACUGAUCCGGCAGUAGCAACCGAAUUAACUUCAAAACCAUACACUGUUGAUUCUGAUAAAGCAGAUGCAAAUAUUAGCAAUUCAUGUGAGGAUAUCAAACAACGUGGAUUAUAUCCGGAAAAUCCUGCAAGUGAUGACGAGAAAGAUUUUCCAAUUGUUUUCAUCCGAGUUGUUUACAGAGCCUAUCACAUCCAGGAAUUGCUAUUUAAUUUGAUGUAUGCUCCACAGAAUUUAUAUUGCUAUGCGUUGGAUAGUAAAUCAAGUCCACUAUUUCAUGAACAAAUGAGAAAUUUGUCAAAAUGUUUCCCAAAUGUAAUUUUAACUGAAAAUGAAUAUGAAGUGGACGGUGCAGGACAUAAUAUGACUAAAAGUUAUAUGAAAUGUUUGGAAACUGUAUCAGAGAAACCUGCAUGGAAAUAUGCUAUCUUACUUCAGAAUGAUGAUUUCCCAAUAAAAAGUAAUUAUGAAUUGGUCAAAAUAUUGGAUAUACUUAAUGGUAGUAAUGCAAUUAAUGUUGGAAGACCAUAUCGUCAUCGUGUACCGCAACAUAUCGAUUGGAGUUAUGCUGGUUUAAACCUUUUUAAAGAUUCAAGCAAAAAUGUUCCCGAUUCACGUCUAAAACUUGCUAAAGGAAGUCCAUCUGUUGCAUUGUCGAGAGGUUUUGUAGAGUAUGUAACGAAUGAAUUGAAUUUAACAACACUUAUUAACAUUUUUGACUCGAAACCAUUUGGAACUGAUGAAAUGAUCUUCCAAAGUUUACAUUCCGAUGAUGCUUUAGAUGCUCCUGGUGGCUUUACAAGAAAAUGCCUUGAUGAACAAAGCGAUUUUACCACUAGAUAUGUAUCGUGGUCCUGGUCAAAUCGAACAUGUAAAAGUGGCAAUUAUCGACAUAGUGCAUGCGUAUUUGGUGUUGCUGAUUUGAAUCAUUUGGAAAAUAUUCAGCAUUUAUUCGCUAAUAAAAUGUUAUCAGAAAAUGAUUAUGGAGCGAUUGCUUGUUGGGCAAUGCGUUUCUCUAAACGAAUUGCAAGCAAAUCAACUGUUGAUUUCGAGAGUUACAAGCAAAGUCAAAUUGUACGAUUUAAUCAUGAUAAAGAAAUGUGGAGAAAAAAUAUAUCAGUGUUUGAGUGCUAA